UUAUGCGCGCGAGAGGCCAUCCUCUCCCGCUUCUCAUCCGAAGAUGAUAAAAGCAUGUUAGGAGGUAGCAGCUCGUCGUAGUCCAUCUUUCGGAAUCGACCCAGGAGGAACGUGAAACGCAUAAAUUCAAUAACUGACGAUGGCCUCAAGACCGAUCGUCCAUCUGCUAAUCGCCUGCGGCAUUUUCGUCGUGACUACAUCGCUCAAUCAAAAUCCCAGGUUCUCGAAUCAGCUGUUUAAUAAUCAGCUGAAUCGCAACCAACAGCAAUUUUCGCAGAAAGGCGGCUUAUCUGCAUCUUGUCCAGAGAGGAACGGUCGUUAUCCAGUACCAAAUCAAUGCGAUGCUUAUAUCGAGUGUAUCGAUGGAGUUGCUGAAGAAAAGUUAUGUCCUGAGGGCUUAUAUUUCAAUCCUGAGGCUCGCUUCAACUAUCCUUGUGGAUACCCGAUUGACGUAGAUUGCACGGGCAGGCCAAAUUUGCAGAAAGCAAGUCCGACCGAGGAUUGUCCCCAUCAAUACGGUUACUUCAAAAUCGGCAAUCAUCAAAAUUGCGGUCAAUUUAUGAAUUGCGUGGACGGUCGGGGUUAUGUCUUUGAUUGUCCGGAAGGUCUGGCCUUCAAUCCGGAAUCGUAUCGAUGUGAUUGGCCAGAUCAGGUGUCGGAUUGCGACGCCGAGGCUUUCCUUGGUUUUCGCUGUCCGGAGGUGAAAAAUAGCCCAUUCCUGGAUGCUGAGAUUAAGUUUUACCGCAGUACCGUCGACUGUCAUCACUAUUACAUUUGCGUGAACGGCCGUCCACGAUUACAGAAUUGCGGCACGGGGAAUGCCUUUAACGAGCUCAUCGACGCCUGCGAUGCCGCAGAAAAUGUCACUGGCUGUGAACACGAAGCGAUAGCAAAAACUACUCCUACAUAUGGACAGGCGAAGCUUUUUUAAAUUCAAGUCGAAUGAAAAGUAAAAACAAUGAUAAUAAUUCCAAAAGAACAGUAAUCAAGAGCUGCAAGAAUAAUAAGGUGUGUAUCAAAUUUCAAUAUGCAAUACGACAUAUUUUAAUAAGAAAGUUGCAUGGUUGAUGCAAAUGAUUGCAUAUCGCAUAUAUUAAAAAUGCAUUAUACUAAUGGAGGAUAUAUAUAAAAGAUUCAAUUACAAUUUAUAAUAAGUAUAUUCGUACAAAUCGUAUAUCAUAUAUGAGAUGCCAUAAGUAAUGUAUAUAUUAAUGUAUAAAUCUCGUUUC
Molecule: messenger RNA, 1229 nt
Organism: Camponotus floridanus (Florida carpenter ant)
Lineage: Eukaryota; Metazoa; Arthropoda; Insecta; Hymenoptera; Formicidae
Product: protein obstructor-E
Exons: 4
Coding region: 140-931 (263 amino acids)
Cellular component (GO): extracellular region
Molecular function (GO): chitin binding
Source: RefSeq, a predicted model, not a curated record